Molecule: messenger RNA, 468 nt
Organism: Rhizophagus irregularis DAOM 181602=DAOM 197198
Lineage: Eukaryota; Fungi; Glomeromycota; Glomeromycetes; Glomerales; Glomeraceae
Source: RefSeq, a predicted model, not a curated record
AUGGGCGGCAAGUAUAAUGCCACACAACAACAACUUGAUGGUGAUGACGUUACAAAACGUAUAUACUUACAUGCGGAAAUGAACAUAUUGGCCUCAAUUAUCGACAAUAAAAUUAAAAGUAGGGUGUUUAUAGCAGUGUCAAAGAGAUGUUGUUACUUGUGCGAACAUUUUAUUAAAUUUGCAAUAAAACAAGGAUAUAAUAUCGUCGUCACCGGGGAACAUGGAAAAAUAUAUGGUAGUUGGGUACUUCCGCAUGUAAAGGAUAACGACUUCAAGGCCAGAUUCUUGACAUAUAUACUAAAAAAUCUUGAUAAAAUCAUAGAGAAAAACCUAGACCACUAUACCGAUAAUUUGCCAGCGGAUUCUGACAGCGAUGAAGAUAGUCCAGAUCCAGAUGAUGAUGGUAAUGAAUUUAUGGAUAAAUAUGAACAAAGUCAUAUGGAUCUUGAGAAGUAUACCCUACUAUAA